Pelobates cultripes (western spadefoot toad) is the source of this 1115-nucleotide messenger RNA. The record is from the annotation of a GenBank genome assembly. Lineage: Eukaryota; Metazoa; Chordata; Amphibia; Anura; Pelobatidae.
AUGACGACUAAAUCGUCAAAAAAAUUAAAGCAAAAAACAAUUGACUCACAUCUGAGCUCGCAACAACCGGAGCACUCAGGAGACCAAGAUGGCGUCGGACCGCAUGGUUCACCCACACACGAGGCAGAAGGGGAAGACUCCCAAAGCUACCACAGCAGUGAAGCCUCCAUCCCUACCACGAAUGCCUCAGUGAGUACUAUGCUGGAUAAAUUAAAAUCAGCCCUAUUCUCAGAUCUCCAGCGCAUAGCUGCAGACAUUAGAGCUGACAUACAAGUAAUAGGGGACAGAACAGCCCAUCUAGAAGAAAACACGGAGGGUAUCCUAACUGCUCACAAUGAGCUAGCAGAUGCACACACAGCACUGGAAAACAAAGUUAAAUAUCUGGAAGGAAAAAUAGCAGAUAAUGAGGAUAGGGACAGACGAAAUAACAUAAGGAUCCGUGGUAUACCUGAGAAUGUCAGCCCACAGGAUCUUACACAUUAUGUGCAAAAAUUGUUCAAAUCUCUGAUCCCAUCCAUGACAGACGCAGACCUCCGCCUGGACAGGACCCACAGGCUACCCAAGCCACGGCACCUGCCCGCUACCAUACCAAGGGACGUCAUAACCAGACUCCACUAUUUUACGGUCAAGGACCAAAUAAUGCAAACGUCAAGACUCAAUUCAUCUCUACCAGAAGAAUACACGGAUAUAAAACUAUUUAUUGACCUAUCAGCAGCCACGAUGACCAAAAGACGCUCAUUUACACCGAUUACAACAGCCCUCAGAAACGCCAAUAUCCUAUGCAAAUGGGGCUUCCCUACUAAACUACUCGUCAAACGCAAUGGAGCAGACCGCACAAUCCUCACGCCUGAAGACGGCAUACAGAUUCUGGAAGACUGGAACAUCCCCAUCCCUGCUUCACAGAGCGGAAAACAAAAGUCCGACACACCACCGCCACGAAUAAUGGCGAGAGACUGACAACAAAUUCCAUGGAUCAACAAUACUCCACAAGGCCGCAGAAACUACCAGCCUUGACCAUCACCCUACCACGCUCCUGGACACGUAACUUAUUGCACUUAAAAGUGUUGUAUUACUUUGCAGCUAGUACUAUUGAUGUUGUAUUACUAUAUGACUGA